CGCACGCCUGCACAAGGAAGACUCACCCACCCCCACCCCCCGCCUGGAGCGCCAAAUGGCGGCGUUGCGCAGGCAGCAUGAGCAGAGCGCCGAUGUCAUCAUCGCAAUGAAAACCGCGGCCAACCGAGCGCAUCGAUCGCGUCCGGCUGUGCAAAGAAGGACGGGGCGGGUCGCUGCGAGCUCCCUCUCACGCACCCGGCGAUUAGCACGACAUCUACAGAAAGAGGCCCAGUCUCAACACAAUAAUUCAGAAUUCACAGAAGAUCAAAAGAAAACCAUAGCUAAAAUAGCAACAUGCUUGGAAUUGCGAAGUGCAGCCUUGCAGUCUACACAGUCACAGGAGGAAUUUAAACUGGAGGAUCUGAAGAAACUAGAACCAAUCUUAAAGAAUAUUCUCACCUAUAAUAAAGAAUUCCCUUUUGAUGUUCAGCCUGUUCCACUCAGGAAGAUCUUGGCACCUGGAGAAGAAGAGAACUUGGAAUUUGAGGAAGAUGAUGAAGAAGGUGGGGCUGGAGCAGGGUCUCCAGAUUCCUUUCCUGCUAGAGUUCCAGGAGCAACUGAAGGAACUCUAUUACCCAGGCUGCCAUCUGAACCCGGGAUGACAUUACUUACCAUCAAAAUUGAGAAGAUUGGUUUGAAAGAUGCCGGUCAGUGCAUUGAUCCUUACAUCACAGUUAGUGUAAAAGAUCUCAAUGGGAUAGAUCUCACCCCUGUACAGGAUACUCCUGUGGCUUCAAGGAAAGAGGACACAUAUGUUCAUUUCAACGUGGACAUUGAGAUCCAGAAACAUGUUGAGAAACUAACUAAAGGUGCAGCUAUUUUCUUUGAAUUCAAACACUAUAAGCCUAAGAAAAGGUUUACCAGCACCAAGUGCUUUGCUUUCAUGGAGAUGGAUGAAAUUAAACAUGGAGCAAUUGUUAUAGAACUGUACAAAAAACCCACCGACUUUAAGAGGAAGAAACUGCAGUUGUUGACCAAGAAACCACUGUAUCUUCACCUCCAUCAAACAUUGCACAAGGAAUGACCCUUUUGUGAGACUUCUAUGACCUAAACCACUUGCUACAAAUCACAGUAUCUCUGCAUUUGUGUGUUUGUGUAGCACACUCAUCCUUCAACAGGCAGGCCAGUGCCUGUACUCAUGCCAGGAGGCCAACUGGGACCAUCACAUACUGCACAGCAAUACCACAGAGUCAAAUGUCAAGCCUACCCUUUGAGUACAAGUUUAUUCCUGUACCUUCUGGAUACAGGUCUUAUCCCAAGAGUUCUAAAGAAGCUUUUGACUGAUUUUGCUCUGCAUAAUUGAGCUGUUCAUAAAAAAACAAAAAAAAACAAAACCAAAAAAAAAAAACACUGCAAACUUCAGUUUUAUACCUUACCAUUGUUAUCUUUUCCCCCUCAAGUGCUACUAAAGAUGGAAGGGUGUCCCUUUUGCCAAACUGAUACAGCAAUAAAGACACGGCAGGUUAUGUAACCCGUUGACAUUUUGCUGUGCUAUUGCAGCACUCUCAUCAGCAUAUGAGUUCUCUCUUUGGACUGAUUGGGAAGGUAGGGGGAAGUGAUGCUAGAAAGGGAGUUUUCAAAGAUGAAUGUUAGUGCUGUGCCUGAGAGGUUUAAAAUAGGGAGGAUCCUGGUCAAAGAGAGACUCAAUCCAACAUAAAAAUGCUACCCUAGCAAACUUGUUUACAAGCCUUAUUUUCUUAUCUGGCUCUGGGGAGUGAAUGAUGAGCUGCAAAGGAGACAACCCAGUGAUGACAACUGAUUUCUCUCAAUCCUGUUCCUGUAGUAAUUUGAUAUGCAUCAUCUGGUUUAAGUGACUUUCAGGUAAAACUUCCAUGUUAAGUGCUAGAAUAUAAAUGCUGAUUGCUCCCUUCAACAGCUAAAUCUUUUUUUUUUUCUUCCCAAUACUACUUUCCCACUUCCCCUAAUAAAAGUGGUUGGUAAGGGGAGAUAGUGGUUUGCUACACGGAUUUCAGUGGUAACAGAGUUGGUCCCCUAAUUGUCAACAAGCCCAAAUUAUUAAUGGCAAUCUGGCUAAUUCAAGCUAGUGACUGAAGAUGUACCCUACAUCAGAAACUGCUGUUUUUCUGAAGCUGAUUGUGGAUCCUCGCAUACCUCUGUUUGUAUGCAAGUCUGGAUAUUUACCUUGACAUUACCUUUUUUUAUCCAAGUAGGUAGAUAGGAUUACCAUUUAUUUUCUAUGUUAUUGAGAUUCAUAAUGUAAUAAGCUGCAGGUCAUUGGCUUAUUAUAACAUGAAUAUCUGCAUCUACCUUUUCCCUUAAAGGGAAAGGUAUAGAACCCAUUCAAACCUUUCAUAUAUUCAAUGAGUGGAAUAUUUAAUGCAGUACUUUAAGGUCUGUGCUUCAUGUGUAUCUUAAGUAGCGCCUCCAUACACUUUGCUAUGUUAACAGAAGACCCAGCACCAGGACAAUGCAGGGUCAAAUGUUAGCUUUAAUAAUGUGGAUGUAAGUAUGCUAGUCAUUCUUUUCCUUCUCUACUAUGUAACUAGCUCUAGAAUACUGUUUACAGUGAGUAAAAUGAAAAAGAUUUCACACUGCUCGUGGCCUACUCAGCUGUUUGCUGGAGCAUUCUUUUUGGCCUAUUGAAGGGAACUGAGACUCACCAGGUGGUUAAAAACAGGGUAUGUCUGAAGUUGGAAGCUGAAGUUUCAUCUUGUCUUCUUCCCUUUCUGCUGUUCUGGCAUAAUUGUGAAAGAAUUAACCUCACCGAUCAAUUAUUUUGCAGUUUUCCCAAUGCCAAGCAUACUUUACUGGAAUUUCACUAAUGGUUGAAGAGCUUAAGAACAGUUUUCUUUUCCUGUUAACAGUUCUUAAGGGAACCCAGUUUUAACCUUUUAGAACAGAGUAUUGAGCUGUAAACACAAACACUAAACUGGUGAUUAAUUUAGUUUUGUUAUAAUACAUGUAAAUAAAUGGACAGUGGUGUUCUUCCACUGCGUAUCUAGUAGCAUUGGAAGGCUAAAUGCUCACUAAAAUCACAGUAUCUUUUGGCUACAGGAAUACAACUUUUCUUUCCAUAAUACAAAAAUAUGUAUAGCCCCAAUCAAGCAAAGUAAUUGGUUAACCUCUAAGAAUAUGAAUAAACCCAGUUAAGUCAAUGGCUGUAUUCAUGUGGAUCAAUGUUCUGCUGUGUCCCAUAGCCUAGUAAAGGUUCACUGUAAAAUGGGAGCUUCUUUCUGUGGUGUACGUUUAUGCAUCAGAGUACUAGCACGGGUUCAUAACUAGUAAAUGUUCUGGUAUUUGCUAUGACCAUUAAUCACAAGGGAGAUGAACAAGUAUAUCUACUGCCUUCAAAAGGGGCAGGGGACCUGCUGUUUGGGCUUGUAAAUCAGCUGGUACAACAUAACUGUUACUACUGCAGACUCCUGUAGAUAUACCAGCCACCUCAUUUAUUGUAAAGUAGGAUUAAAGUUGCAAUGGUUUUGCUACAUUUGAUAAGGGGGACCAGUUGUUGCAUCUGUCUCCUUCUAAACUGUACUCACCCCUCCUAAGAAUUUACUUCUAAAGCAUUUAAUCUUUUCUUAAAUGGGAGAAUCUGUUGAAGAUACUAGCAUUGUUCCAGAGGGAAAAAUAGUAACUUUUAAACUUGAAGGAGGUCACUCUCCAGUGCAGGUGUUUAUGCAAGUUAAUUAAUUUUACUGGCAAAAAAGCCAGUCUAUUUUAAAAAAAAAAAAAAAAGCAUUUGAACUACCUUUCUAGUUAAACUACACUAAUAAAUCUUUUUCUCAGCUUGGAGAAAUACUCAUACACUUCCUUGUGUAUUUAACUUGAUAUUCCAUGUACUGUGUUUGUUUUAAUAGGAUUAUAGCUUUGUAUUAACUAAUUCACACUGGGUGUCUCUAUUGCAUAGACGUCACUUGUGUUUGCAAUUUUUUAUUCUUCAUGAGCUGACUUUCAUUGAAAAA
Molecule: messenger RNA, 3923 nt
Organism: Alligator sinensis (Chinese alligator)
Lineage: Eukaryota; Metazoa; Chordata; Crocodylia; Alligatoridae
Gene: AIDA
Product: axin interactor, dorsalization associated
Exons: 11
Coding region: 56-1024 (322 amino acids)
Biological process (GO): determination of ventral identity
Cellular component (GO): membrane
Molecular function (GO): phosphatidylinositol binding
Source: RefSeq, a predicted model, not a curated record